CUCCAGCCUUCUGAUUCUAUUCGGAGGAGGACUGAAUAGAAGGGUUCUUCUCGCCAUGACUUCCGAGUUUGAAGAUCAUCGGCCGGCAUUUUUCGCCAUCUCUGCCAGUUACUUCUUCCUCUUCUUGUACUACAGCUUCUUUGCACGGUUUUCGGUGCUGAUCUACACAGGGUAUGGACUGAAUGCCCGAGAAAUUGGUACCAUGGGACUUUUGGGCAUUUUGGCCAGCAUCCCAGCAUCCUCGUUUUGGGGUGUCGUUGCGGAUCGCACUGGACACCGAAAGCUGGUCUUGGCCUGUUGUGUUGGAAUGGCUGCAACCUUUCAAACUCUUUUGUGUCUUACGUCACGGAUCCAAAAUCACACUGGACGAUUCAUGUAUUGUUGCCUUAUGAUGGUCUUGUACACCAUGGCCCGUGGCAACGACUAUGGUCAAUUGAAAGGUAUUGCAAUGAGAACCUUGGAGCGAUUUGACCGGCAAACUGCAUUUGGUGGGCUCAGGCUGUGGGGUGCUGUCUCAUGGGGAAUUGCUCAUCCUGCCCUGGGAUAUCUUUUGGAUGUCGAACACGGCCAUUUGCAGCUGCUGUUUGUGGGGAAUGCCAUUGGUGCCAUGCUGGCCGUAUUGUCUUUCAGCGUGCUUCUCCGUUCAAAGUGGACUGAUGAAGGGCCGCGUGCCACGGCUACGGCAGAACCAGAGACAGCUUCGACACAAUCGACUGUGUCGGAAGUGCCAAAGGCCUCAGUCAUGGAAGUUGUCAAGAUUGUUUGCUCCCGACCUGACAUGAUCACUUGGUUGUUAUGUGCCGCGACACAGGCUAUGGGCAUGCAACAUGUCUCGCAGUUUCUUUUUCUUUACAUGCAAGAGCGCUUCCAUUCCUCUGAUAUUUUGAUGGGCUUCAGCGUGACGAUUACCGUCCUGUUUGAAAUCCCCAUCUUUGCACUUGGUGAAAAACUCUUGCCCAAGCUUGGGCCAACCCUUUUGAUUGCCAUUGCAAUGGGAAGUUUUGUGGUCCGAGUACUCGGCUACACGCUUGUCCCAAGUGCCAGGUGGAUGCUGUUCCUGGAGCCAUUACAUGGUGUCACCUACAGCUGCUUUACGCUGGCAACCGUGCACUAUUUGAACGAACAUGUGCCCAUGCAUAUGAUAUCAACAGCUCAAGGCUUUAUGUCAUCUGUUACAGCAGCUGGCUCUGCACUUGGAGCUGUGCUUGGGGGGUGGGUCAUGGAUAUGCCAAAUGGCGGUCUGAUCCUUUUCCGAGCAGACAGCGUGAUCAUGACCACCGUCCUCGUGCUUUUCCUUUUCAGCCAGCUGAAAUGCUGCAAGAAGAGAGACACCCAGCCACUAUUGACCCCUGGACAAGGAACGAGCCUCUGCGAGUCGUGACCAUCCCUGAACAAACCGGGGCCAACGAUUCGCUGGCAAAA
This is a messenger RNA of Cladocopium goreaui, 1422 nucleotides long. The record is from the annotation of a GenBank genome assembly. Lineage: Eukaryota; Dinophyceae; Suessiales; Symbiodiniaceae.